Molecule: messenger RNA, 1686 nt
Organism: Peniophora sp. CBMAI 1063
Lineage: Eukaryota; Fungi; Basidiomycota; Agaricomycetes; Russulales; Peniophoraceae
Source: the annotation of a GenBank genome assembly
AUGUCACGCGCCGCGGACAACUUGCAAACGUCGUCGGCAGAGGCUGCUUGGCUCGCCUUUGUGCAACAUCGAUUCGAUAAUGAGCGCGCGUCAAUUCAGGACCUCGAUGAAGAGUUAUCGUUGAUUCGCAAGUACGAAGCCCUGGCAAAACAAAAGAGAAAUAGCCAUACUGGUGCUUGUAAACUACCUGCGGAGAUUGUUGGCGAGAUACUCUUCUUUGCACGCGAUAUAUGGAGACCGUGUAGAACAGGGUCGGCAGCUAAGGAAUACGAAGCUGGUUGGAUGUCCCUUACCCAUGUAUGCUCUUUUUGGAGAUCAACUGCGGUGUCUCUACCCGGACUCUGGCAAACUAUUGCAAUCAUGGAUAUUCAUCCGGAUUACUCCUACGACAUCCUGGCCCGCUCAGCUCGAGGACCCUUGCGUCUGGUAUCAUUCCAGGACGAGCGCUUCCAUGAAGAUGAUCUACAUGUGGUGCUCGCCUCACGCACCUGGCUCAGUGCGCCGGUCUUCCGUCGCCUCGAGGCUUUGGAAUUCAUCUGCACAUCCCUCUCUCCCAUCGAAACACAAGCCAUCGUGCAGGAGGCUCCCGGAAUCCGGGCGUUGGAAAUACAUACCCGCCUGGCGCAGGUUCUCCCUCGCAACAUGUUGAACUCGGAUAAUCAUCCCUCCUUGCUCCGCAAACUAAACAUCGUCGGCUGCGUGCUACCACCAGAUACUCACCUACUUGCUCCGACAUUGGUGUUUCUUCAUCUGAAUUAUGAAGCCGUCGACAUUGAUGACACUUAUCUCACAAACGAGCUAUUACUGCUGGCUAUCUCGUCCAUGUCUUCACUCGAAACCCUUCAGCUUUCCAACGUUUCUCGACGAGUCAAUCAUCAUCAUAAUGCGGAUGUCUCUUUGCCUUACGUGAGCCUUCCAGACACGUUCAAGAGCUUAACCUUGGAGGAGAACUACAUCGAUUAUCUCCCCCUGCUCGUGGGAUUUCUGGAGCAUCUCGCUGUACCGCCCACAGCUGCUAUUGAAGUCUGGUCAUACGAGAACAUCACCGAGGAUGACCUUCCGACACUUCCUUUGUGUCAUAGAUUGCUGCAAGCCAUGGAUUUCUGUCCACAAUCCUAUCCUUUACCUCUCGAGCUCUAUGCUUUUGGCAGCAAAUACACUGUACGGCCUGUUGAUUGUGCGGAUGACACCUCCGACUUCAAGCGCAUGCUCUAUCUCGACACAGAAGACCCCGCGACGUAUGAGAUAUUACGCGCGUUUCCGUCCACGCGCAUAGCCUCGCUAGAUAUGGACAGCGCAAUUCUUCUACGAAUCAUGCAGUCACGGGCAGAAUCGACCGGCACGAACCCUUGGAUCGAAUGCUUUUCGCAAGCACAAAGCGUUGAAAACCUCGUCGUCCGCUUUCUCCAAAGCGCCGAGCUUUGGACCGCAUUGUGCCAGCCCGGGUCGGGUCUCUUCCCGAAGCUGGAUACCAUUACCGUGACUAGCUCUUUUGAGUCUCCGGAUGACUUGGCAAGUGCGCCCAUCCGAACCACGAUCCCGCCACUGGUGCUUGGCAUGGUCGAGGCCAUAGAGUUGAGAAGGGCGGGAGGAACCCCGAUACGUGAGGUGAAAAUGUCAAAAAACCUAGCAGGAUGUGAUGUUUGGGGGACACUUCACCGUUUGGUCAAGGUUACAACGCUAUAG